This is a messenger RNA of Maylandia zebra (zebra mbuna), 3710 nucleotides long. RefSeq names its product KIAA0319 ortholog. Gene Ontology annotation, biological process: neuron migration. Gene Ontology annotation, cellular component: plasma membrane; cytoplasmic vesicle. Lineage: Eukaryota; Metazoa; Chordata; Actinopteri; Cichliformes; Cichlidae. The record is from RefSeq and is a predicted model, not a curated record.
AGGCUUUAUUUUGAAAGGUAUGACCGGAUGUGUAUGCGUGUGAUUUUCUCGGACGUACGGCGCUCGUGCUUUCUCAGCAUCGCAGUGUGAGCAGGUAAAUCUUUGUGGUUGAACCCCCAGCGCUGAGUCCAGUAUGAGGCCCGCGGGGCUGACGGGAUCCGGCCGGGAGGAGCACUGAGGAGCCGAGAGGCCUGCUGGGAGGCCCGGAGCGCCGCAGGAGUCAGGCUGACGGACCAACCAUGUGGGAAAACAUGCUUCUGCUACUGAUCCACGCGGUGGAAGCUGCAGUGGCAUCUCAGUGCUGGCAGGGGGCGACCUUCUCCGAGGCCGUGGUGUCUCCCGUGGUCGAGAGCAGCGGUAUUCUGCGGGUGCCCAGCGUGUCGUCCCUGCCGCAGUGCGUGGCGGCGUGCUGCGACCUGCCCGGCUACGACUUGGCGUGGCUGUUCGAGGGCCGCUGCUACGUGCUGAGCUGCCAGCAGAGGGAGAACUGCCAGCCCCGGCAGACGCCUGGCGCCGACUCGUUCCUCGCCUUCCUGCGACGCCCGUCCCCGCAGACACUGGUGCUUCAGUCCUUGGUGAGGGGGGAGCCCUACGGCGGGCGCUGGAGGCCCCUCUCACGCUCGUCUGAGGCGCCCGGCGACUUGGAGGCCCUGAAAGAUCUCUCCCUGUUCGACACGCCACAUCGAGGCUUCCCAGACCCCGGGAUGCUGGAUGUCGAGUACUCAGAGGACAGCCAGGAGGAGAGGGGUGGAGCCAGCCCAGAACAGGAGACCAAUCAGCCACCUUUGAAAGGGGGGGGCAGCUUCAAUCAAUCAGAGGCUGAGGAUGGUCCAGAGAGGAGGCCGACAGAGAGCAGCGCGGCCCCGGGCGUGCGCCAGGGAGAGGAGGGUGGGGCCAAGAGACCGACGGAGGUGGCGCCACAGGAAUCAACGCAGAGCAGCUCCACCUCUCCACCCCUGACACCCGAGGCCAGCUCAGAGCUAGCCCACACCUCCAGCAGCCCCACAGCAAACCCAGCUCCACCCCUGCUGGUGUCUCUUGGAAACCCCGUAGAGGCGACCACAGUGAAACCCGCCACUCCAGCCGCCACUCCAGCUGCUCCUGAACCUACCACGUCAGACGCUGUGAAGAUGCUUCAGUCUGCAGCCGGAACUCCACCUUCCACCACCCACCUGACUGUGACCUCUGACCUUACUACCCCGACCUUGUCAGCAGCCAGCUUUAACCCUACGACUGCGACUGAGUCAGCAGCUUCAGCGUCACAGGUUGGAGGGUCAAACCGCCGUCCGGUGGCCGUCGUGGGCCCCGACAGGAGCCUGUCUCUCCCGGUGAGCAGCUUGCUGCUCAACGGCAGCGGCAGCAGUGACGACAGCGGCAUCGUCAGCUACCGCUGGGAGGCGGUCAGCGGGCCUCCCGGGCUGAGGCUGGACGACACAGAUCAGCCCGUCGCCACAGCCUCGGGGGUUCGGGCGGGGCGCUACACCUUCAGACUGACCGUAUCUGACCAGGAGGGGGCGACAGACAGCGCCUCGCUGACCGUCAAAGUCCCAGAAGCCGGUAGUUUUCUUCCGGUCGCCCACGCCAGCGGCAGCCACUCGCUCACUCUGCCCAACAACUCUCUGGUUCUCAGAGGUUCGGUGACCAACGCCGAUCAGACCGCGGUGCACUUCCUGUGGACCCGGGACAGCCAGAGUCCUGCUGCCGGGGACGUACUGUACGGCUCGGAUACUCAGCCCUCGCUCUACCUCGCCAACCUGGUCGAAGGCACCUACCUGUUCCAGCUGAAGGUGACCAACGCGCAGGGGCGCUCCGGCUCCGCCACGGCCACUGUGGAGGUGCGACCAGAGCCCGGCGGCGGCGAGCAGGUGGAGCUGGAGAUGCUGGUGUCGGUGUCUCAGGUGAGCGUGGCUCAGAGAGACACGGUGGUCCGACAGCUCGCCGCUCUGAUCCACGUCCUUGACAGCGACCUCCACGUGCGAGCGCUGCAGGGACACUCCCACAUCAGCACCGUGUUGCGGUUCUCCGUGCACGGCACCUCGGGGCCCCUCUCUGCCUCCCGAUUGGUCGGCGUGCUGCGCAGCCAGCUGCUCUUCGAGAAAAGCGACUACCUGUUGUUCAGAGUCCUGAGGGUGGACACCGUCUUGUGUCUGCUCAGCUGUUCGGGGCGUGGUCAGUGCGAUCCAAUCACCAAGCAGUGUGCCUGCGACCCCUUCUGGACCGAGAACCUGAUUCGUCGUUACCUUGGCGAUGGAGAGAGCAACUGCGAGUGGAAGGUCCUGUACGUCAUCCUGACCAGCUUCGUGCUCGUCGUCCUCAUCCUGUCACUCGGCUGGACGUUCAUCUGCUGCUGUAAGAGGAGACGACAGACCAAAGCGAGGAAGAAAACCAAAUACACCAUCUUGGACAACAUGGACGAGCAGGAGAGGGUGGAGCUCCGCCCCAAAUUCAGUAUCAAGCACCGCAGCACGGAGCACAACUCCAGCCUCAUGAUGUCCGAGUCGGAGCUGGACAGCGACCAGGACACCAUCUUCAGCCGCGACCGGCCGGUCCGCAGCAGGAACCGCAUCAGCACCAUGGCUGCCCGCAACGGCGACGCCUUCGGAUGACGGGGCGGCUGACCUCUCGCAGACGCAGAAUGGUGCAUUCUGGGACGUGUAUGAGGGACCACAUUACCCAGUUUUCAAGAGAAUGCUAACAUGUCCCAUUUCAAAGGACGCAAGGAACUCGAGACCUGGAGGACGGACGCGCGUCUGCUCGGACAUAAGAGGAAGAGCAAGAGGGCGGGACACAUCAGGCAUCGCACCACCGCCACGUGCCCGAUUCACAGCUGUGAGCUCGUUAGCUAACAGAGCGCUCACCAGGAAACACGGCAGAGUCAGCUGACGACGGCGUCCGAUCACACGGUCGUGGUUCGUUUGAGCCCGGGUCACAGACGCCGUCCGCCGGGUUAAACUUCAUCAACGUUUGUUGGCUAACGAGAAGCAGCGUGUGAAUCAGAGACGAAGGAUGUGAGCCGACACCUCCGACAUAAACACACCAACACAGAAGUAACACAAACUCGUCUUUAAUGUGGUCAGAAUACAAAACGCACACAUGAACUUUGACCCCAUCAGCUAAAGUCACAGACAAACAUCCAGGUAUUAAACUGCUACGAGAGCGUUUCACACGUAGACGAGCCGAGUCGACAGGUUUGCACCCGUUCGUGUUUUCAUGGCUCGAUGCGGCGCCGGCUGUCGCUCUGUCGGCUUCGUUUCCAAAGGCGCGUCUCUCAUCACGCACAAUUUCUUUAGGAAUGAAUCAAGUUUCACGAUUCAGGAGGAUUCAUGCGAGUUGGAAGCUUUAUGGACACUCGCUGCGCCACGGGUGAAGCAGAAAAUAAUUUUUAAAAACAAGUUUCAUCACAAUGUGGCGGUUUGUUAGCCCCUCCCCUUCAGUUUACAAUCCCUUAACACUGAUAGCCAAUCACAGCAGACAGGGCAGAUAAACGGACUGAGUAGCGCCUCCUACUGGUGUGAGUUUGGGCAGUUCAACCAGUCUGAGACGGGUUCAGAUAAGUUUAAGCUUCGUGCUGGUGCCGAGUGUGUGAGCGUAGAAGCGACAGCUGAUUCAAAAUGUGAUUUACAAAGUCCGAUGUUGGACGUUUUUGAUCCUGCAUGAAUUCAAACUUUAUUGAAGGAGUUAUCACGUGUUAAUAAAAGAAUCCGACCACC